This is a messenger RNA of Pezoporus flaviventris, 2075 nucleotides long. It is a transcript of the gene XKR7, whose product is annotated as XK related 7. Gene Ontology annotation, biological process: engulfment of apoptotic cell; phosphatidylserine exposure on apoptotic cell surface; apoptotic process involved in development. The record is from RefSeq and is a predicted model, not a curated record. Bases 27 to 1613 code for a protein of 528 amino acids. Gene Ontology annotation, cellular component: plasma membrane. Lineage: Eukaryota; Metazoa; Chordata; Aves; Psittaciformes; Psittacidae. The transcript is spliced from 3 exons.
CCUUUCUCCUCCUCUCCCCCGACAACAUGGCCGCGAAGUCGGACGGCGGCGGCGGCCCGGCCGUGCUGCUGGAGAGCCCGGGGGGCGGCGGCGGCGGGCGGCGGGAGGGGAGCGCGGCCCCCCCGGCGCGGCGGUACCGGCUGCGGGACGGGUGCUGGGUGCUCUGCGCCCUCCUCGUCUGCUUCGCGGACGGUGCCUCGGACCUGUGGCUGGCGGCCCAUUACUACGUGCGGGGUCAGCGGUGGUGGUUCGGGCUGACGCUGCUCUUCGUGCUGCUGCCCUCGCUCGUGGUGCAGCUCCUCAGCUUCAGGUGGUUCGUCUACGACUUCGCCGCCGGCAGCACCAAGGACAGCGCCGGCAGCACCAAGGACAGCGCCCGCGGCCCCCGCGGCUGCUGCCGCCUCUGCGUCUGGGUGCUGCAGGGCCUCAUCCACCUCCUGCAGCUGGGGCAGGUCUGGAGGUACCUCCGCACGCUGUACCUGGGGCUGCAGAGCCGGUGGCAGGCCGAGCACCGUCGGCGGCACUUCUACUGGCGCAUGAUGUUUGAGAGCGCGGACAUCAGCAUGCUGCGGCUGCUCGAGACCUUCCUGAAGAGCGCGCCCCAGCUCGUGCUGCAGCUCAGCAUCAUGGUGCAGCAGAACAGCAUCGAGCCCCUGCAGGGGUUCUCGGCCUCGGCCUCGCUGGUGUCCCUGGCUUGGAUGAUCGCCUCCUACCAGAAGGUGCUGCGGGACUCGCGGGAGGACAAGAUGCCCAUGUCCUACAAGGGGGCCGUGGUGCAGAUCCUGUGGCACCUCUUCACCAUCGCCGCCCGUGCCAUCGCCUUCGCCCUCUUCGCCUCCGUGUUCCAGCUCUACUUCGGCAUCUUCAUCGUCACCCACUGGUGCAUCAUGACCUUCUGGAUCAUCCAGGGCGAGACGGACUUCUGCAUGUCCAAGUGGGAGGAGAUCAUCUACAACAUGGUGGUGGGCAUCAUCUACAUCUUCUGCUGGUUCAACGUCAAGGAGGGCCGGAGCCGCUACCGAAUGUGCAUCUACUACGUCAUCACGCUGUCGGAGAACGCCGCCCUCACCAUCCUCUGGUUCCUCUACUACGACCGCGAGACCACCUCCGACUUCGACGCCUUAAUCCUCGUCUGCGUGGUCAGCUCCAGCUUCGCCCUCGGCAUCUUCUUCAUGUUCAUCUACUACUGCCUCUUGCACCCCAACGGCCCCAUCUUCAGCUCCAGCGGCGGGGGGUGCAUUUUCCGGCAGCAGCCGGCCCCGGUGCCGGGGUCCCCCGUGGACGCGGUCACCAGCCCGCCCCGCUCGCUGCCGCGGACUACAGGGGGGGAGCGGGACGGGGCGCCGGGGGAGCGGGACAGUUGUGUGCCCGUCUUCCAGGUGAGACCCUGCGCGCCGCCGGCGCCGGCCGCCCGCGCCCCGCGGACAGAGGGGCCCGUCAUCCGCAUUGACCUGCCCAGGAAGAAGUACCCGGCCUGGGACGCCCACUUCAUCGACCGGCGCCUGCGGAAAACCAUCCUGGCGCUGGAGUACGCCUCGCCCAGCACCCCGCGCCUGCAGUACCGCACCCCCGGCGCCCCCCAGGAGGUGCUGGAGUACGAGACCACCGUGUAGGGCGGGGGGGCGCGGGGCCACGGCGGGGUCCUCCGGUGCCAUCCCGAGCACCCCGCGGCUCCGCAGCCGUUUGCCUUUCUGUUGGGUUUGCGGGCGCUGCCGAGCGGGAAGGGGCCGGGGGGGUCUCUUGGUGCUAUCCCCGCCCCGCGCCGCCCUCCCGCAGCCGAGACCCCAGUUCCACCCCAUGGCUCCCCCCCGCCCGGGGCUCGUCCUUGCCAAAUACCUCACCGGUGCCUGAGCCCGAGGCGGGGGUGCUGCGGCCCCGCGGUGCUCAGCAGUUUCCAUGGUGCAGGAUGGGGGCCUGGGGCACCCCGGGCUGGGGGCCGGCAGCUGUGAGGGGCUUGGGGCACGGAGGGGCACAGUGUGACCCGGGCGGGCAGCAGGUGGGGACACGGGUGCCUGUGUCACAGCAGCGCCAUGGGGCUGGAGUGUGGCUGAACCGGGGUGUGUGUGGGGCUCCUC